Messenger RNA from Gongylonema pulchrum, 405 nucleotides. The record is from the annotation of a GenBank genome assembly. Lineage: Eukaryota; Metazoa; Nematoda; Chromadorea; Rhabditida; Gongylonematidae.
AUGCAUUUUCUUGUCGCUUUUCAGAUAGCCGCCGUAUGCGAUUUCUUCACAUACAUUCGUUACGUGAAUAAUGGAAUUGUUAAAAGUGGCGUUCAUGAUUCCUACUGGGAUAUAAUAUGUUUACGCAAGAAUAUGACACUUGCGAGGCUUGGGCUUAAUUUCAUAGCCGCCGUAUGCGACUUCUUCACAUACAUUCGUUACGUGAAUAAUGGAAUUGUUAAAAGUGGCAUAGCCGCCGUAUGCGAUUUCUUCACAUACAUUCGUUACGUGAAUAAUGGAAUUGUUAAAAGUGGCGUUCAUGAUUCCUACUGGGAUAUAAUAUGUUUACGCAAGAAUAUGACACUUGCGAGGCUUGGGCUUAAUUUCGUGACAAAAAUUGGUGGCUCACAAACUAGCACCUCAUAA